AUGGUGCAUGGAAUGAAGUUCUGUUGUCGUCGCAUUCACAAUUCAAAUUUCGAAAAUAAUUCAGUUCAAAGAACAUGUUGUAUUGUUUCUAUCAAUGUAGUAAUUAGUUUCGUAGCGCCUUUCCUCGACACAAUACAUUUUGUCAUACUUGCAGUUUCAGCUUUGAACAUUCUAAGGCAAAUUCUUUGUCAGAGACUUUACAAUGUAAACUUAGAAAGUUAA
Clunio marinus is the source of this 222-nucleotide messenger RNA. The record is from the annotation of a GenBank genome assembly. NCBI's taxonomy places the organism in Eukaryota, Metazoa, Arthropoda, Insecta, Diptera, Chironomidae.